Messenger RNA from Colletotrichum destructivum, 1591 nucleotides. RefSeq lists its product as uncharacterized. NCBI's taxonomy places the organism in Eukaryota, Fungi, Ascomycota, Sordariomycetes, Glomerellales, Glomerellaceae. The record is from RefSeq and is a predicted model, not a curated record. The transcript has 4 exons. The coding region runs from base 293 to 1417 and encodes 374 amino acids.
CCUGGAUCAAGAGAACGUGACGCACGCCGCGGUAAUUGGAGCCAUUUGCAUCGAGCUCCUCUCUCACACACACUCACCCCUCCAUAAGAGUUGAAAGCAUCCCAUCCCCCUCUCCGCGCCUGGCUGUGCCGUGUCGCUAAGAGCGGUUGUUGGAUGGUCUGACAAUCCAGUCUUUACCUCACACCAUAUUGUUUGACUUUGGGUCCUCGAACCAACCGCAUCACAAGCGCCGCUUCUGUUUCUUCGGGUUGUCUCAUCCCCUAGGAAUCCUUCCGCAAGAGGUUUGCCCAAUAUGCCUGGCGCCGGGUCGAGGGGCAUCGGCCUCCUGAUUUGGAUCGUCGUCUUCACCUUUGUCGACGCUUCGGUGCUGUGUCUGCGGGCAUGGUCCGCGAGGGUGAUGAGGAGAUCGUUCUACUGGGAUGACGGGAUGAUUAUGUUUGCGUUUGCCAACUUGGUAGCGCUGGAAGGCGUGGUCAUCUGGGCCAUUUACAAUGGUCUGGGAAAGCACACCGAUGAGCUAUCUCUUGAGGAAUAUGCCGUGCAGUUCAAGCUUAUCCUCGCCAGCGGCGUCACCUGGCUCCUCGGCACCGUCUUCAUCAAGAUGGCCAUCCUGUGGCUCUAUACGCGCAUCUUCGCCACGGCCCAGUUCAAGCGCUGGUCCCGCGUCCUGAUGGGCGUCACGGGCGCCUACGGCGUCGCGUUCCUCAUCAUCUUCAUGACCCGGUGCUUGCCCAUGUCGCAGCAGUGGGCGCCCGUCCCCGGUGGCCACUGCCGCGACAUCACCAUCGACCAGAUCGUCUCCGUGACCGUCAACAUUGUCCUCGACAUCGCCAUGACGGUGCUCCCGAUGCCGGCGUUGUGGGGCCUGCAGAUGCCCCUGAAGAACAAGAUUGCCGUCAGUGCCAUGUUUGGCAUGGGCUUCGCAACGAUCGCCAUCAUGAUCUGGCGCCUCGUCAACACGGUCGUCACGAUCGGGGAUCCGGACUUCGUCUACAACCUUCACGACAUUGGCCUCAUCAGCCUCCUCGAGCUGUGGAUCGGCAUCAUCAUCGCCUGCCUGCCCACCCUCGGCCCGCUGUUCAAGACCUAUGUCAAGCCCGCCGUCUCGCGCUUCGGCUCCAAGCUGACAGAUCCCUCGACCGACAAGGGCGGCGCGGCCGUCCACCUCAAGGACCUCUCGAGCAGCGGCCACAGCGGCCGCCACCUCCCACGCCGGACGUACGACAAGCUCGGCGACAACGUCUCCUACGACGACCUCGAACGCGCCGAGAUGCCAGGGGCGGGCGCCGCCGUUACGACCAAGUGCCAGUUUUCCCCGGAGUUCGAGGCGCCGCGGGGCAGCAGGCCGGGCAUCUAUGUCCACCAGGACAUCGCAUCCGAAACACAUCAGCGGGGACAUGGGGGUCUGAGUCAGUAGAACCCCUCUCUACUCGCGGUCAGGAUAGGGUAGUGGUUGUUUUUCAAUGUGGGUUCCAGGAAAUGUAACUUCGUCGUCUCUGUACCUUUUGUAACCUGUAUUGUGUAUUAUUCACCCGAGUGUCUUUCAUCAAUCGGCGAUCAAAAAGAGAUAACAAAUAUUCGUCUGUUCCUU